AUGCGCCUUACUAGCAUAGUCACAAUCAUUCAAAGCGCCAGUGUCUUUGUGACAAUUCUUGCUGUCAAGACCACGUGGCAUAUAGAUGAGGACGCAAAAGCCUUUGAUUGCAACCUCGACCUACUUAGGGUGUAUGGGAUUCAGACAAUACAUCCCGUGUCUCCAUGGCGCCAAUAUUUCCCUGGAUUAUACCAAGUUACUGAUGAAAAAUUCGAUGAAUUAUUACAGAAGCCGAACGAUAAAAGGAUAGUGAUGUAUUCAGAUAACUCUUCUACAAAUUACCGUUUUCAAGAAUUAAAUAAUAUAUCGUCUCAAAGGAGAACCGGAGGUAAAAGCACUGACAUUGACUAUAUUAGUGUAGUCGACCUAAAAGAUCGUCAGUGUGCCGUGGUGAUGAGGGAGGUAACUCGGAGCUCUGAGACGCAUGAGUCGGUGGAAGAUAUAGUAACUUUUGCACUCUGUAACAUUAGAUGA
This is a messenger RNA of Blumeria graminis f. sp. triticale, 474 nucleotides long. The record is from the annotation of a GenBank genome assembly. Lineage: Eukaryota; Fungi; Ascomycota; Leotiomycetes; Helotiales; Erysiphaceae.